AUGCCUGAUAAGAGAUAUCAAUCAACAAAUUUAAAUAUACCAAAUCUUCACCCAUCACACGGUGGACCUUCUUCAAUAAAUGAAUUUCCGAGGGAAGACGAAGAGCAUCUAAGCCAUUCAUUUAAAGAGCAAAUAGAAUCUUUUGUUGGUUCCUAUUCGAGGACUUCAAUGAUGCAUAUGGCUGAAAAUGUAUUAAUAUCUAAUACUGGAGAAAUGAUGAAUGAAGAAGAAGGCGAAAUACCAAGUUAUUUGUCUAGAUAUAACAGCCAUCAAGAAAGUAUGGCAGGAUCAAGACGUAACUCGGAAGGAACACUUCAUGAAAGAAUGUCUUUAUUAUAUCCUUCACUUCAAAAAAGAAAGAGUUGUGCAAGUGCUAUAACAGUAGCUGAUAGUUAUCUGUCAUCAUCACAUAUAAAUACUAUUACUAGUAACAAUAGUAGUGGUAGUAGUAGUAAAUCAUCCUUUUUACAAAGUAUAUUCAAUUCUAUUAAUAUCUUGAUUGGAAUUGGUAUUUUAGCUUUACCUUUGGGAUUUAAAAAUGCUGGAUGGGUACUAAGUAUUUUCAUCUUCUUGUUUUGUUUUGGCUUAACGAAUUAUACAGCCAAAUUAUUAGUUAAAUGUUUAGAUGCUGAUCCAAAUUCAAAAACAUAUGGCGAUGUAGGAGCCUAUGUUUAUGGCAUUAAAGGAAGAGUAUUUAUCUCUGUGCUUUUUAUAACAGAAUUGAUUACAUGCAGUGUUGCACUUGUUGUGUUAUUAAGUGAUGGUAUUGAAAGUUUAUUCCCAGGCUAUCAUCCUAUCUUGAUUCGGUUUGUUUCUUAUCUAAUUUUGACACCUACUUUAUUUAUACCUGUUCGACAUUUAUCAUAUACAAGCUUACUUGGUAUCUUGAGCUCUUUUAGUCUAUUAGCUAUUAUUCUUUAUGAUGGUUUAUCAAAGCCAACUACCCCUGGAAGUUUACAUGAGAUGGCAGACACCACUCUUUUUCCAAAGGAUUGGAUGGCAGUACCUAUGAGCUUUGGUUUAAUUAUGGCUGGUUUCGCAGGACAUGCCGUAUUUCCAACUAUCUACCGAGAUAUGAAACAUCCUAGUGAUUAUAUUUAUUUGACAGUAGCCGUUUCUGGCUAUAUCAUGUUUGGAUCCAAGACGAUGCAAGAGAUUACACAAAACUUAGUAAGCAUACCGGAAUAUAAUCAACUCUUAAAUCGAUUUGCUGUUUAUUUAAUUGCCUUGAAUCCAAUCGCAAAGUAUGGAUUGACUCUAAAUCCUGUUAUCUUGAGUUGGCAAAUUGGAUUGUCUCAGAAUUCUCAUUUUAAGGCAUGGAUCGAUAUUCAUGAUUGCUGUUGGAAGAAGACACUCUUUAUCAAAGUGAUGGGAACUAUUUUAACAUCCACUUUUAUCGUUCUAUUGGCUAUUUUAAUACCAGAUUUUGAUCAAAUCAUGUCUUUAUUAGGUUCUUUAUUCUCUUUUAUUAUUUCUGGCAUAUUUCCUUUACUCUGUUAUUUGAAAUUAUUUCAACAUUCACUUACAAGAUGGCAGCUUUUAUUUAAUUAUACUCUUAUUCUUGUUGCAACUAUGAUGGCUAUUACAGGCACUAUAAGGGCUUUUAUAUAG
Molecule: messenger RNA, 1611 nt
Organism: Cokeromyces recurvatus
Lineage: Eukaryota; Fungi; Mucoromycota; Mucoromycetes; Mucorales; Mucoraceae
Product: transmembrane amino acid transporter protein-domain-containing protein
Exons: 8
Coding region: 1-1611 (536 amino acids)
Biological process (GO): amino acid transmembrane transport
Cellular component (GO): vacuolar membrane
Molecular function (GO): amino acid transmembrane transporter activity
Source: RefSeq, a predicted model, not a curated record